AUGCGUGUAAUCAAGAAGAAAACCCUAAUGGAUAAGCUACAUGUUCUGCUCUCUGAGGAGGAAGCUUUCUGGAGACAGAGAGCAAAGGUCCAGUGGUUGAAGGAGGGUGACAGCAACACAUGUUUUUUCCACCUUAAGGCAGCAAACCGGAAACGUAAAAAUGUGAUACAUGGUCUAUACGAUGAGAAUGGGGUUUGGCGUGAUGAUGAUAAGGGAAUGGAACAAAUUGUGACCUCCUAUUUUACACAGAUGUUCACCGCGUCCCCAAUUGAUAUGGAAGCCAUGCACCAUACUUUGGAAGCCAUUCAACCAUGUGUUUUGGAGGAAAUGAACUCUCAACUUUGUAGGAAUUAUACAGAAGAAGAAAUACGUGAAGCACUGUUCCAAAUGUAUCCCACAAAGUCCCCAGGACCAGAUGGAAUGCCUCCAUUGUUUUUUCAACAUUAUUGGGAUACUAUUGGCAAGGAUGUAACAGAAGCUGUUCAGAAUUUUUUACAUACAGGUAAUCUUUUGAAACAAGUGAACUUUACCCAUAUUUGCUUAAUUCUGAAAGUGAGCAAUCCGGAAAGAAUGUCAGAUUUGAGACCCAUAGAUCUUUGCAAUGUGAUAUAUAAGAUUUGCUCAAAGGCUAUUGCAAACAAGCUUAAGAUAAUUUUACCUUCAAUUAUAUCUCCAUUCCAAUCUGCUUUUGUGUCGGGCCGAUUAAUCACUGACAAUAUUCUUGUGGCAAAUGAAGUUGCGCAUUUUGUACACAAUAAAAGAGAGGGUCAAGAGGGAGUUAUGGCCUUGAAGUUAGAUUUGAGCAAGGCAUAUGACAGGAUGGAGUGGUUUUUCUCCGGAAAGGGCAAGCCUAGAGGUUAUGUGUCACCUAGAAGAGGUUUGAGACAGGGAGAUCCCUUAUCUCCCUAUCUCUUUUUAAUUGGUGCUGAAGGCUUUUCGGCACUUCUGCAAAAGAAUAUGCUAUAUGCUCAGGCGUCCCUUGAAGCUUGUUAUGAGAUUCAGGAUGUAAUUGAAACAUAUGGGAGGGCUUCAGGGCAGCUGGGGAACUUUAAUAAAAGUUCAGUUGUUUUUAGCAAGAAUGUUCAUCUUGAAUUGCAAGAAGAAGUGUCCUCUUUGUUGGGAGUGGAAGUAGUAGAGUCACAUGAACGGUAUUUGGGGUUGCCGACUUAUGUUGGCAUAAAGAAAAUGGCAACUUUUCAAUAUAUCAAAGACAAUUUGGCUAAGAAACUCAAAGGUUUUGGUGGGGAAGCACAGAGGAUAAAAGAAAAAUACAUUGGAAAGCAUAGGAUGCUCUUUGCCUACCUAAAGAAGAAGGAGGCUUGGCGAGUUAUUUCAGCUCCGGCCUCACUUAUAGCUAGAGUCUACAAGGCCAAGUAUUUUCCAGAGGGUUCUUUUUGGUCAGUUACUGCUCAUAAUGCUCCUUCUUACUCUUGGAGGAGUAUCUUUGCUACGAGAGAGUUGCUAAAGGCAGGGUCCUAUUUGCAGAUUGGAUCGGGGACUAAGUUGCAGGUAAAUGAUAAUUUGACUGUUAAUGAAUUGAUGAGGGCGCAAGGUGUGUGGCAUGAGGAACGGGUUCGAGCUUUGUUUAAUGGGGCUGAAGCUGAAGCUAUUCUUGCAAUUCCUUUGUCUACUCGUCAAGUUGAUGAUAGGCUAGUUUGGAAGCUUGAGAAUAGAGGCAGUUUUACGGUUAAAACUGCUUACCGUUUUGCUUAUUCUAAUUCUAUAGAAAGGGUAAAUGUUUUGGGGAAUGGUACAUCUUGCUUUUGGAAAAAGAUUUGGCAUGCUAGGAUCCUAAAUACAACUAAGGUGACCAUUUGGAAAAUAUGUCAGAAUAUACUUCCCACAAAGGAUCGACUAGUACCUAAACAAGUUCAGAUUGAAUCUCAAAGUUGUGUGCUAUGUGAUGACAAUGAUGAAACAAUACUACAUUUGUGUAGGAACUGUUCUUACUCGAGACUUAUCAUUGGUUCCAAUUUAAUACUGAGGCAGACUUGUUUUACCUCGGCAACAGAUGAGAUGACUGCUGUGGCUUGGCUUAACUACUGUUCUACAAGGUUAGAUGCUACUCAUUUCUCACUCUUAAUUUUCUUGUUAUGGAGUGUGUGGAAGGAGAGAAAUUGUAGAGUUUGGGAUGGAAAGACCAAGAAUGCUUGUGAUGUGGUGUUAAUGGCUACUUCCAGACUAAAGGAUUAUAUUUUUCAUAACCAAAAGAGGAUGGAAGGUGCAAGGCAGAGUGAGACGGUCACAAAAUGGAGGUGCCCUCCGAGUGGUUGCGUAAAAAUAAAUGUGGAUGGGGCAUUCAACCCGCAGACCAAAACAGGGGGUACCGGGUUGGUGUUCAAGGAUGCUUUUGGACAUUUGUUAACUGGGAUUGGUAGACCACUUGUUGGUUUAUUAUCAACAGAGCACGCUGAGCUGCUUGCUUGUAAAUGUGCAGUGGAGUUUAUUAUAUAUGGAGCAAGUUACUCAACCUAUGAUUUUGGAAACGGAUUCUUUGGUUGUGCAACAACAAUUGACCACUGCAGGGGACUCCAAUUCUUCUCUGUUGGGACGUGUACGUUUAUGAGGAUUUAA
Messenger RNA from Rosa rugosa (rugosa rose), 2574 nucleotides. RefSeq lists its product as uncharacterized. The transcript has 6 exons. Bases 1 to 2574 code for a protein of 857 amino acids. The record is from RefSeq and is a predicted model, not a curated record. NCBI's taxonomy places the organism in Eukaryota, Viridiplantae, Streptophyta, Magnoliopsida, Rosales, Rosaceae.